UGUGUCGUAUAGGUUCUGUCAACUGCUGCCUUUGGCUGAUUUGCGAGCGAGAGAUCAUUCAUACAAGAUUUGUUGAACCAAUCAAUUGAUUGAGUUGAGUGUAGAGUAAAACGAAAAUCGAGCUUACAACAAAAAUCAUUUAACUAAAAUGGGGGAUAAGUCAACUCCAUUGUUGGCGGUGCUUCAACUUCUUCGGAAGUAUAAUUUGAAGGGCACUGAAGAAAUUCUUCGUAAAGAAGCAAGUUUGGGAGAUGUAGAAUUGGAGAGUUUAGAUUUGCCAGAGGUUGAAUUGGCUAGCAUAUUAACUGCCCAUCACACUGAAAGUGAUCCUUACAGUUACGAAUUUGCAUAUGAUAGUUUGAAAAAAUUUGUCGAAAAUUCACUGGACAUUUAUAAGUAUGAAUUAUCUAUGCUCCUCUAUCCAGUAUUUGUUCAUAUGUAUAUGCUGUUAAUACUAUAUGAUCACAAUGAGCAUGCUGUCAACUUCCUAGAGAAGUUCCGCCCUGAGCAAGAAGACUACUACCAAGAUGAUCUGAACAAACUGUCCAUUGUUAAACAUAAAGAUCAAAUAAAAGGAAAUGAGCUAGCUGAAAUAUACAGUUCCAAUAAGUUUGUGGUGCAGUUGUCACGUGAUGCUUCAUCUCAGUUGAAACGGUAUUUACAAGAACAGAAGAACUCCACGGUUAUCAUCAACAUCAUAAACAACCACAUCCAGCUUGAUGUACAUGAUGGCCCAGGCAGGACUCAAGCACAAGUCCGUGCCACAGCAGGUGGUGUCCUUGGAGAAGCUGCAAAAAAUGGUAAUCUAUCUGAAAAUCGUAGCAAAGUUUAUUAUGGAUUGUUGAAAGAACCAGAUAUACAAGUUCUCCCAGCUCCCGUUGAAGAUGAAGAGGAAGUUGAAGAAACACCUGAUAAACCCAAAAAGAAAAAAACAAAGAAAGACAAUAUAUUUAUGAAAAAACCAAAAUCUGAUCCUAAUGCUCCACCAAAUGACAGGAUUCCAUUACCUGAAUUGAAAGAAACUGAUAAGAUUGAAAAAGGAAAAGCAUUAAGGGAAGCUUCAAAGCGUAUCCCACUUGGUCCAGACAGCCUUCCAUCCAUUUGCUUCUACACUCUGCUAAAUAGUGGUCAUACUGCUAUCUGCGCAGACAUAUGUGAUGACUCCACUUUGGUGGCAGUUGGAUUUAAUAAUUCUCAUAUUAAGGUUUGGACUUUAACUACAGUUAGAUUACGGGGCAUGAAAUCUGCUGAAAAAUUACAAGAUAUUGACAGGGAAGCAGGUGAUGUUCUGGUUCGAAUGAUGGAGGAAAAAGACAGAGAUACAUGCCGAACGCUCUUUGGUCAUUCUGGACCGGUAUACAAAGUCUGCUUUGAUCCAUUCAAGGCAUUAUUGCUAUCAUGUUCAGAAGAUUCUACAGUUCGACUGUGGUCACUCCAAUGCUGGACUUGCCUCGUGGUGUACCGAGGCCACGUGUGGCCGGUGUGGGAUGUGAGAUGGUCUCCGCACGGACACUACUUCGUGUCAAGCGGCCAUGACCGCACAGCUAGACUCUGGGCGACUGACCAUCACCAGCCGCUUAGAAUAUUCUCUGGUCACCUCUCUGACGUUGAUUGUGUUCAAUUCCACCCAAAUUCGAAUUACAUUGCGACUGGAUCCAGUGACCGGACCGUCAGGGUCUGGGACUGUUUGACAGGUACACAAGUUCGCAUCAUGACUGGACAUAAGUCUUCUAUUUUCGUACUGGCAUUUUCUGUUUGCGGACGAUGGUUGGCAUCGGGAGGGGGCGCAGGCGAGCUCAUGGUGUGGGACUUGUCCACGGGACUGCCCACGGCCGCGUUACCGCCCUCACACACGGCUCCCAUACAUGCAUUAGCAUUCAGCCGAGAUGGCACUAUUCUAUCUUCAGGGUCUUUAGACUGCAGUAUCAAACUAUGGGACUUUACUGCAAUCACCGAAGAAAUUCCAAGUGAAGAAAUUGGCAACAACAGUACUUUGCAGAAAGAUGACAAGUAUCUGUUACGUUCAUUCCCUACAAAAAAUUCGCCUAUAAAGGGUCUCCAUUUUACACGUAGAAAUCUUCUUCUCGGUGUAGGCUCUUAUGAAGGAAGCUCUUAAGUUGAAUUUUAUGUCUUCCUAGGAUUUUCUUAUGUCGUCUUAGGACCCGAGUAGGGCAGUAGGUCAAGGCGAGUAGGUCAGCUAUGUAUAUGCCCGGCAUAAAACAUUUGUGCCUGUCGUAGUUUUUUUUUAAUGGAAAAAACGAUUUCUGCCACUGGAGUAACGUUGUUCUAGCAAGAAAAUUUAAACUAAUAUAAGCUAACUAAACAAUAAUAUAAGCUACUUGACCACGAACAAUAAUAGAGUAUUGUUCAUGGUCAAGUAGCUUAUGUGUGUGGAAGUAUGUGCCGCGAAAAUAUAAUUUGUGCGUGUUCAGGUUAUGGAGAUACUGAGAUUUCUGCUGGAGUAACGUUUUGCAAAAUCGUGUUUCUCUUAAACCAUUACAGGUACGCAUGUAGACUAAAUAUACACGAGUAGCUCUUGAUUUGUGCCCAUGGCACAUAUAAUUAGAUUUAUGAAAAUACUUAUAAUUUACUAGUGAUCGCACAUUUUUGAAAAACAGAAAAAAAGUCGCAGCGCCGAAAUGAGAAAACACACAAGUCCACUGAAAACUGUUCGAUCCUUCUUCAUGCCUUAUAUAUCCAUAAAAAGUUUCAAAAGUGUAGGUACAUCCGUUAUUGAAUUAUAGUACUAAAAGUCUUAAACGGCGCUAUCAUUUGACGUCAAAAUACAAGAAAUCGGGUCAACCCAAAACGUGCUGGUGUGAGCCAAGAGUUAGUGCCUAUAGUCAAAUAAGUCAGUGAAAAAUAUCAGCUUAAAAGGUUUCGUAUGUAAAAAGAUAAUAAUAGAAAACGAAACAUGCAAAUAACGGCUGGUUAUCCGACCAAAUUCGAAUGGGAACGAAAAAGCGGCGGUUUCGUGCGUUUUGUCGUUUACAUUAUGGAGUGGACAAACUCCAUAAUCUAAACGACAAAACGCAUAAGCGAUAAAACCCGAAACAGGUUUUUGUCUGGCUAGUAUACCCCAAUCUCGCCAACCAAUGAUUGGUUACGUGCACCUCGUAACCAAAACAAAUUGUAUAUAUUGACUCAAAAGUUGCAAAAUAAUCCCAACUAAUGAAAUUUAGAUUGCAUAAAUCUUGAUAUUUUAGCUUGAUUAUUUUGUACAUCUGUAAUCCUUUCUGGAUAUCAUGUGAUGUAGUUGCAAGAUUACCCUUAAUUGUUAAUCUGACUACUUUUUGCUCAUCUCUGACUAGGAUUAAUAACUAGAAAUAAAUAUGUCCUAAUUCUCUUAUUGAAUAAAACUCUUAUAAAUAUA
Plodia interpunctella (Indianmeal moth) is the source of this 3373-nucleotide messenger RNA. It is a transcript of the gene Taf5, whose product is annotated as TBP-associated factor 5. The transcript is spliced from 12 exons. Gene Ontology annotation, cellular component: transcription factor TFIID complex. Lineage: Eukaryota; Metazoa; Arthropoda; Insecta; Lepidoptera; Pyralidae. Gene Ontology annotation, molecular function: protein binding; RNA polymerase II general transcription initiation factor activity. The record is from RefSeq and is a predicted model, not a curated record. Gene Ontology annotation, biological process: transcription initiation at RNA polymerase II promoter. Bases 149 to 2116 code for a protein of 655 amino acids.